This is a messenger RNA of Alexandromys fortis (reed vole), 714 nucleotides long. RefSeq names its product epithelial membrane protein 3 (MAM blood group) (gene Emp3). The transcript has 5 exons. Gene Ontology annotation, cellular component: plasma membrane. Bases 185 to 676 code for a protein of 163 amino acids. The record is from RefSeq and is a predicted model, not a curated record. Lineage: Eukaryota; Metazoa; Chordata; Mammalia; Rodentia; Cricetidae.
GAGAGGGAGAAGGGUGCUGGUAAGGGGCGGGAGGACGGCAGCUGAGGGAGGCACAGGCCUCAGCUGGAAGGAGGGAGCAGAAGGGCGGGGCGAGAGGCCCGACCGAGGACAGACUCCAAGUCUGACUUCUUCAGCGACUCUCGGUGGUUUGUCCCUCCUGCUCUGAGCCAGGCGGCUGGCAGUCAUGUCGCUCCUCCUGUUAGUGGUCUCUGCCCUCCACAUCCUCAUUCUCGUCUUGCUUUUUGUGGCCACUUUGGACAAGUCCUGGUGGACUCUCCCAGAGAAGGAAUCCCUGAACCUGUGGUAUGACUGCACGUGGAACACCACAACCCAAACAUGGGCCUGCAGUAACGUCAGCGAGAAUGGCUGGCUGAAGGCAGUGCAGGUGCUCAUGGUGCUCUCUCUGAUCCUCUGCUGCCUGUCCUUCAUCCUCUUCAUGUUCCAGCUCUACACCAUGCGGAGAGGAGGGCUCUUCUAUGCCACUGGCCUCUGCCAGCUUUGCACCAGUGCAGCCGUGUUCUCUGGGGCACUGAUCUAUGCCAUCCAUCCUGAGGAGAUCCUGGAAAAGUACCCGCGUGGGGGCAGCUUCGGCUACUGCUUCGCCCUGGCCUGGGUGGCUUUCCCCCUCGCCCUGGUCAGCGGUAUCAUCUACAUCCACCUGCGGAAACGUGAAUGAAUGCUGUGUGUCUAGAGAAUAAAAUCUGUUUAACCACG